This is a messenger RNA of Dujonia railenensis, 1011 nucleotides long. NCBI's taxonomy places the organism in Eukaryota, Fungi, Ascomycota, Pichiomycetes, Serinales, Debaryomycetaceae. The record is from the annotation of a GenBank genome assembly.
AUGUCUACUGCUUUUGUAACAGGUGCAAACGGUUUUAUUGCGCAACAUAUUGUGGUUGCUCUCCUUGAAGCUGGAUAUAAAGUGAUUGGUUCAGUAAGAAGUAGUGCAAAGGGUGACCAGUUGAAAGAAAAUCUUAGAGGUAAGGCCUUCGAUUACGUAGUGGUUGAAGAUUUAGGUAAGAAGGGUGCAUUUAAGCAAGCUUUAAAGAGCCAUCCAGAAAUUAAGUAUUUUCUCCAUACUGCUUCUCCAGUUGAUUUCGGAACAGACAAUCCUGAAAGGGAUUUCCUUAUCCCUUCAGUUGAAGGUAUUACAGAUAUCUUGACAACUGUCAAGGAUUACGGUCCUCAAAUUGAAAAGUUUGUGUACACUUCUUCAGUGGUUGCAAUUACAUACCUCGAUCGCCCUGUAGAGGAAACAGCCUCAGAAGAAAGUUGGAAUUCAAUUACCUGGGAAGAAGCAAAACUAGACGCUUCCCGGGGAUACCGCGGAUCCAAGACCUUUGCAGAAAGAGCAGCUUGGGAUUUUGUUAAGAAAGAAAAGCCUAAUUUUGUACUUUCUACGGUUAAUCCGACAUUCGUCUUUGGUCCGCAAGCUUUCGAGUCUGAAGUUAAAGAGAAGCUCAAUGAAACUAACCAAAUAAUAAACUCUUUAUUGAGUUUGAAAGCUACGGAUAAAGCCCCUGUUUUCGGUUGGACUUUCAUUGAUGUUAGAGAUGUUGCCAAGGCUCAUGUCUUAUCUCUUCAAAACCCUGAAAUUGAAAAUCAAAGAAUUAUAACAUCUAACACUAGGUUUGAUAGUCAGCUUGUACUUGACAUUAUCAAUAAGGAAUUUGCAGCCGAGUAUGCAGGAAAGAUUCCAACUGGUAAUCCUGGAGUUUACCAAAAAAUUGGGCCCACAUUUGACGAUAAGAAGUCAAGAAGUUUGUUAGGCUUCGAAUACAUCGACAUCAAGACUACUAUAGUAGACUUAGUUCAACAGGUUGUGAACUACAGGAAGAGGAGCAAUCUAUAG